ACAGGUGGACACUAUAUUUCUACAGUGUAUGUAUGUGAUGGUACAGAGGAUUGUCAGGACGGUUCAGAUGAACAAGACUGUGUUUAUUCUAAUUGUAAUAAUAACACAUGGAGAUGUCAUUCAGGACAGUGUAUAUCAAUAGAUAGAAGAUGUGAUUUAAUACCAGAUUGUUUGGAUCAAUCAGAUGAACAGGGUUGUGGUAAGAAACCUUCAAGGGACCCUCGCUGUCCCGACUCGAUGUUUACUUGUAACAAUAAACAAUGUAUCAACAUGUUGUUUUACUGUGAUUUUACUCCGCAUUGUUCAGAUUCGUCUGACGAGAUUUCCUGUGUUUAUUCUAAUUGUAAUAAUAACACAUGGAGAUGUCAUUCAGGACAGUGUAUAUCAAUAGAUAGAAGAUGUGAUUUAAUACCAGAUUGUUUGGAUCAAUCAGAUGAACAGGGUUGUGGUAAGAAACCUUCAAGGGGUUGUGAAAGUGGUUACUAUAUCAAAUGUAGAGGAAGUUAUUGUAUACCUGUUAAUCAAGUCUGUGAUGGUAGACCGGAUUGUCCAGAACAGGAUGAUGAA
Messenger RNA from Lottia gigantea (owl limpet), 567 nucleotides. RefSeq lists its product as hypothetical. Gene Ontology annotation, molecular function: protein binding. The record is from RefSeq and is a predicted model, not a curated record. Lineage: Eukaryota; Metazoa; Mollusca; Gastropoda; Lottiidae. The annotation marks the transcript as partial. The transcript has 5 exons.